Myotis daubentonii (Daubenton's bat) is the source of this 852-nucleotide messenger RNA. RefSeq names its product cytochrome c oxidase assembly factor 5 (gene COA5). NCBI's taxonomy places the organism in Eukaryota, Metazoa, Chordata, Mammalia, Chiroptera, Vespertilionidae. Gene Ontology annotation, cellular component: mitochondrion. The record is from RefSeq and is a predicted model, not a curated record. Gene Ontology annotation, biological process: mitochondrial respiratory chain complex IV assembly.
GUUGCUGCGGUUUCCGGUUCCUUCCACGGGGGACAUUGCUCGCGGGCAGCCGGGUCGCUGCCGUGGCGGCCGGAAGUAGCGCGGCGCUGGCCGGCGGCAGGCGCUGCCAUGCCGCGGUAUUAUGAGGACAAGCCGGAGGGCGGCGCGUGCGCGGGCGUGAAGGAGGACCUGGGCGCCUGCCUGCUGCAGUCCCACUGUGUGCUCCAGGAAGGAAAAUCCCCUCGGCAGUGUCUGAAGGAAGGAAACUGCAGAGCUUUGAAAAAUUCAUUUUUUGAAUGUAAAAGAUCAAUGUUGGAUGCCAGAUCAAGAUUCAGAGGAAGAAAAGGAUAUUGAUAACUAUUAUGUUGAAACCAAGAUGAAUACAACAAGGAUUUCCUCUGGUCAUUAAAACACAGAAACCAAAGUUGGAAACAUGUUUUUCCUACACCUGUUUGGUUGGACCUGGAGCCCUGGAGAGAAUGCAUGAUUUCUGUUUUUAAUAUCUAUAAAUAAUUUUAUUGUUUUGAGUUAUUUUUAGAAGAAAAAUGUAAUUGAGCAGUUAUGAGCAAGGGAGCAUAAUAAAUGCGUUUUAAAAAUGGUUUUAAAACUAUUUUAAAACCAGUUUUCUCAGUGGUUAGAGUGUCUGCCCGCAGACCAAAGGACCAUGGGUUUGACUUUGGUCAAGGGGAUGUACCUGGAAGGGGCACAGGUGGGAGGCAACCACUUGAUGUGUGUGUGUGUGUGUGUGUGUGUGUCUCCCUCUCUUUCUCUCCCCCACCUCUCCCUCCCUUCUAGUCUCUGAUAAGCAAUGGAAAAAAUAUCCUCAGGUGAGGAUUAACCAAAAAUAAAAAAGGAAUUGUCUUAAAGCACAAA